CUGAUAGGCCUACUUCUUUCUGCCAGCAUCAAUUUCUAUUGUACAGAUACAAUCUUCAUUAUAGCUUCACAGUAGUACACAUUUUAUAUUCAGUUAAAUACUUGUCACAGGCCGUAUAUGGUCAGGCCUACUUCAAAAUAUUCCAUAAGAAAAAUAACUAUUACCGUUUUGAUAAACUAAGAUAAUGUAGGUGACUUGUAUGUAUUUUACAGUUUGGCGAUUGACGAUAUAGCCCGCUGUGUGGGCUUGGUUUGGUUACGGGCUGACUACGUACCUUUCCAGUUUUGAUUGUUUACAACCACAUAUAAUGAUUUAGUGGUGAAAUCUCCGCCACCUACCAGUCAAGGGUUAAGGAAUGAGAAGUGUAAACCGAUACGAGUGUCUGGCAAGUGCAGUGGCAAAACGUGUUCAGUUUGGACGUGGGAAUGUUUGUUAGCAUACUUGCCUUGAGAAGAGUGUUUCCGACAAAAGAGAAUGCUGUAAUCAGUCUGAUGAAUGAGAACACAUAGCCACACCGAAGCAGAACCCUGCACCCAUUCUAAGAUGGAGGAGCUGGCUGUGUUGGACUUAAUGACGUGCCCGCUGUGUUUAGAGCGGCUGGAUGUUUCAGCCAAGGUCCUGCCUUGCCAGGAUACCCCCUGGAAGCCCAGCCUGCAUCAACAGGAGAACUCCAGGCCCAGGGCCAAGAUUGCGCUCCACUGCCCAGAGUGUCAUACCCUGGUCCAGGCCAGGUCGGUGGAGGAGCUGCCCCCUAACCUCCUGGUUCGGCUCUUGAAGGGCCUCAACCAGGGGUCCAUGGAGCCAGGUCGGGACAGGAACAAACCGUCUGCCAGGGGCAGGGAGGCCCAGCAGCAGCAUCAGAAACAACAACUGCAGAACCCACAGUCAGAUCAGCAGCACAGAGAGAGGCAGCAUGGAAGGAAUGAGUUCAUUGCCAGAGCCCUGUACGACCACAGACGAAACGUCCCAGGAGUGAUUGACAUGGCGUCUGGUGACAUCAUCAUUCUGAGACAGAAGGUGGAUGAGAACUGGUAUUAUGGAGACACGAACAGCAGUAGUGGGCUGGUCGCUGCUAACAUGAUACAGAUUAUUGACCAGCAGCAUAAGACUCCACCACAGUGUCAAUCCCAGACCCAGUCCCAGACCCAGUCCCAAUCCCAGACCCAGUCCCAGACCCAGUCCCAGUCCCAGUCCCAGACCCAGUCCCAGUCCCAAUCCCAGACCCAGUCCCAGUCCCAAAAACAGUCCCAGUCCCAAUUCCAGACCCAGUCCCAAUCCCAAAAACAGUCCCAAUCCCAGACCCAGUCCCAAUCCCAAAAACAGUCCCAAUCCCAGACCCAGUCCCAGUCCCAAAAACAGUCCCAAUCCCAGUCCCAAUUCCAGACCCAGUCCCAAUCCCAAAAACAGUCCCAAUCCCAGACCCAGUCCCAAUCCCAAAAACAGUCCCAAUCCCAGACCCAGUCCCAGUCCCAAAAACAGUCCCAAUCCCAGUCCCAAUUCCAGACCCAGUCCCAAUCCCAAAAACAGUCCCAAUCCCAGACCCAGUCCCAAUCCCCAAAACAGUCCCAAUCCCAGACCCAGCCACAAUUCCAGUCUCAGCCUUUAGCCCUCUGCAAAGCCCUGCACGACUUUGACUCCAAAGAGAUGGACGUGAAUCUGGAUGACUGCAAGGACUGUCUCACCUUCCACAAGGGAGACAUCCUCACGGUCAUCAGACGAGCAGAUGAAAACUGGAUUGAAGGAAAGCUGGGAGACAAAGUUGGCAUUUUCCCUCUCCAUUUCACUGAGCCAUUCACAGAGGCAGCAGCCAAGCUUCUGGAGGGAAAGACCUGGAAGGGGAGUGACUCCUCGGCUGAAUCUCGCCCAGGGAUCGGGAGUGAGAGUGGAUCAACAAAUCCCGACCGGGCAACCUGCUUCGGGGCGACCCAGAGCCCCACGAAGACCUCCAAUAUUUCUGCUCUCAACCCCCCCACCACCACCCAGGGGAAACAGCAACAAGCUAACAGCAGCACCCUGUACCAGUCCAACCAGACACAACCUUUGAAUAUAAAUGGUCUGUACCAGUCAACCCAGGCACAACAACCUGCUAAUAUCAACAGUGGGUACCAGCCGACCCAGGGGCACCUAGUCAGUGCCCUCAACAACCUGAACCAUCAGGUUCAACAGAGCCAGCUGUCCCAACCCUCCGCCCCCCCUCCCAACCACAGCUCCUCUCACCGCUCAGGUGUGACCUCACAGCGCGUGAAGCGAAACUCCGUGAGAACUGGCAGACACCUGUCACAACAGGUGAGUCCUCAGGGCGUGAGGAAGAUGAGUAGUGGUGAAGCUCCUCCCACCAUCACCAUGGCUCUGAUCAACCCCCAGUCCUCCUCCGUCUCCUCGGACACCAAACAGUCCUCCACUCAGCAGCUCUCCAUCAGUGUGUGUGCUGCUCUGUACUCCUACAAGCCCUGUCGUUCUGAGGAACUGGAGCUGAGGAAGGGGGAGAUGGUGGGGGUGUAUGGGAAGUUUAAGGAGGGCUGGCUCCGAGGCCUCUCUCUACGGACGGGCAAAGUGGGCAUCCUCCCCGGCAACUACGUCACACCUGUCCUCAGGUAAGUGGGCAUUCUGCCCGGCAACUACGUCACACCUGUCCUCAGGUAAGUGGGCAUUCUGCCCGGCAACUACGUCACACCUGUCCUCAGGUAAGUGGGCAUUCUGCCCGGCAACUACGUCACUCCUGUCCUCAGGUAAGUGGGCAUUCUGCCCGGCAACUACGUCACUCCUGUCCUCAGGUAAGUGGGCAUUCUGCCCGGCAACUACGUCACACCUGUCCUCAGGUAAGUGGGCAUUCUGCCCGGCAACUACGUCACACCUGUCCUCAGGUAAGUGGGCAUUCUGCCCGGCAACUACGUCACACCUGUCCUCAGGUAAGUGGGCAUUCUGCCCGGCAACUACGUCACACCU
Messenger RNA from Oncorhynchus keta (chum salmon), 2946 nucleotides. Its product is annotated as E3 ubiquitin-protein ligase SH3RF1-like. Lineage: Eukaryota; Metazoa; Chordata; Actinopteri; Salmoniformes; Salmonidae. Gene Ontology annotation, molecular function: ubiquitin protein ligase activity; protein binding. The transcript is spliced from 9 exons. Gene Ontology annotation, biological process: positive regulation of JNK cascade; protein ubiquitination; positive regulation of proteasomal ubiquitin-dependent protein catabolic process. Bases 496 to 2598 code for a protein of 700 amino acids. The record is from RefSeq and is a predicted model, not a curated record.